UUUUCUUUUUUCAUUUCAUUUUUUUGUUGUUUUAAUCGAGAGCUUCUGAUCCUAAAAAUAAUAAAUGGGGGAUUACGGGUUUGGAGUGCUCGUGCAAAGCAAUACUGGAAACAAGUCUGCUUUUCCAGUGAGAUUCCACCCCCAUCUCCAGCCUCCACACCACCACCAAAAUGCCACCCCCAGUCCUGCUGCUUUCAUCAAUAAUAACACAGCUGCCAAUGGCACCAGUGCAGGGUCGGCUUGGCUCUUUCCUGCCCCUGCUACCCAUAACAUUCAGGAUGAGAUCUUGGGGUCCGACAAAGCCAAAAGCCAGCCCCCCGAGCAGCCAGACCCUUUAGAAAAGCAGCCUCUCUCGCCUAGCCCAGGUCAAGAAGCUGGCAUCUUGCCCGAAACCGAGAAGGCAAAAGCUGAAGAGAAUCCGGGGGACAAUUCCUCAGAAAAUGGCAACGGAAAGGAGAAGAUCAGGAUCGAGUCCCCCGUGCUGACCGGGUUUGACUACCAAGAAGCCACCGGGCUGGGCACUUCUACACAGCCUUUGACAUCGACUGCUUCGUCUCUGACAGGCUUCAGCAACUGGUCUGCGGCCAUCGCGCCUUCUUCCUCAACCAUCAUCAACGAAGACGCCAGUUUCUUCCACCAGGGAGGGGUCCCCACAGCUUCGGCGAAUAAUGGUGCUCUGCUGUUCCAAAAUUUCCCCCAUCACGUCAGCCCCGGCUUUGGAGGCAGCUUCUCCCCCCAGAUCGGGCCUCUGUCUCAGCACCACCCUCAUCACCCCCAUUUCCAGCACCAUCACAGCCAGCAUCAACAGCAGAGGAGGUCCCCUGCCAGCCCCCACCCCCCACCUUUCACGCACAGAAACGCUGCUUUUAACCAGCUGCCGCAUUUGGCCAAUAAUCUCAACAAGCCCCCCUCACCCUGGAGCAGCUACCAGAGCCCCUCUCCGACUCCGUCUUCCUCCUGGAGCCCUGGAGGGGGUGGCUACGGGGGCUGGGGAGGGUCCCAAGGCCGAGAUCACCGCCGAGGGCUGAAUGGAGGGAUCACGCCUCUCAACUCCAUCUCUCCCUUGAAGAAGAAUUUUGCAAGCAAUCAUAUUCAGCUCCAGAAAUAUGCCCGCCCCAGCUCUGCCUUUGCUCCAAAAUCCUGGAUGGAAGAGAGUUUGAACAGGGCUGACAACAUUUUUCCUUUUCCGGAUCGCCCCAGGACAUUUGACAUGCACUCGUUGGAGAGUUCACUCAUUGAUAUCAUGAGAGCGGAGAAUGACUCCAUUAAAGGUCGUCUAAACUAUUCAUACCCAGGAUCCGAUAGCUCUCUGCUUAUUAAUGCAAGGACAUAUGGGCGCAGGAGAGGUCAGUCAUCCCUGUUCCCAAUGGAAGAUGGAUUCUUGGAUGAUGGUCGUGGGGAUCAACCGCUUCAUAGUGGCUUGGGGUCACCUCACUGCUUCACUCAUCAAAAUGGAGAAAGGGUGGAACGCUAUUCUCGCAAGGUGUUUGUGGGCGGUUUACCUCCUGACAUUGAUGAAGAUGAGAUCACAGCUAGCUUUCGUCGAUUUGGCCCUUUGAUUGUGGACUGGCCCCACAAAGCGGAGAGCAAAUCCUACUUUCCUCCUAAAGGCUAUGCAUUCCUGCUAUUUCAAGAUGAAAGUUCAGUCCAAGCUCUCAUUGAUGCAUGUAUUGAGGAAGACGGCAAACUCUACCUGUGUGUCUCCAGUCCCACGAUCAAAGAUAAGCCAGUCCAGAUUCGGCCUUGGAAUCUCAGCGACAGUGACUUUGUAAUGGAUGGUUCCCAACCUCUUGACCCCCGGAAAACUAUAUUUGUUGGUGGUGUACCUCGACCUCUACGAGCUGUGGAGCUGGCCAUGAUCAUGGAUCGACUGUAUGGAGGUGUGUGCUAUGCUGGAAUUGAUACUGACCCCGAGCUAAAAUACCCCAAAGGAGCUGGGCGAGUUGCUUUCUCUAAUCAACAGAGUUACAUAGCUGCUAUCAGCGCCCGCUUUGUUCAGCUGCAGCAUGGAGAGAUAGAUAAACGGGUGGAAGUUAAGCCAUAUGUCCUGGACGACCAGCUGUGUGAUGAGUGUCAGGGGGCUCGCUGCGGAGGAAAGUUUGCUCCGUUUUUCUGUGCUAAUGUCACCUGCCUCCAGUACUAUUGUGAAUAUUGCUGGGCCGCCAUUCAUUCGCGGGCAGGCAGGGAGUUCCACAAGCCCCUGGUGAAGGAAGGUGGUGACCGUCCUCGGCAUAUUUCUUUCCGCUGGAACUAACCGAAGGAGAAGUCCUGUGCUCAUUUUCAGGCCUCCAAAAUCAGCACCCUCUUCUGUUAAUGCUGUCCCUCCUUCCUCACCCUUGCCAUGCUGGCAUGCCCUCUUGGUAACCAUCCAUAACUUAUCAGUAGUAGAAUGCAACAAAUAACCUAUAAUAUAGGUAUUUUGUAGAUUCUCCUGUCCCCAAAACCAAUAGCUAGGAACCCCUUUUAAUUAGGGCCAUCAUGUUGCACCCAAGUUGGGUUCUCUUGUUUUGCUGGAAACCAAGAGAAGCCCAACUUCCAGCAACAUUUUUGCAGAGGAGAGACAGAGAAUUAUUGAAAGAGAAAUGAAACAAUAGAGUAUUUUGGGUUUUUUAAUUAAAUUAUUGUUAAUAAUAUAACAUAGAAGAAUACUUUUAUUAAAAUAGCCUUGCACCAAGAACACUAUCAUUCUAUCCUGACACAAUCCUGCCCCCCCCCCCCAAGGAACUGCUUUUUUUUUUCUUUUUUUCUUUUUUUUUCUGUUCUUUCAUCAUCUUUCUGACCUCUCUCUUAACUACUCCACCUCCCUUUGUAUUCUUUUCACGGCAGUGGAGGAAGUUAACAAUUAUUAACAGGAAAACGCAUAUUUAAUACAUGAGCAAGAGUGAAGCAACAUUCUAAGGACUCUGAAGGUUUUUUUUUUGGAGGCUGAAUAGUGUUCCUUCUGGCCUCCCAAGAUACUACCACCUCUGAAAAGAAAAGAACUAAAUAGGAACAUAAGCAGAGCUGGGUUUACUUUCUCUUUAAACCAUGUUGUAAAUGUAGAAUGUAAAAAUAUAGUAAUAAUAAAAUAAAAGGGGGUGAAUUUACUACUGAAUAAGGUGGACAGUAGUAUUACUGUAUUACUGAUUCCUUUUGAAACUUACUUAUUGGGUCACAGCCCCAAGAAAACCUACCAAAGCUAGAAUUCACGCCAGCUGGUGGGAAAACAAGCAUUUCCUCUCCCUAAGAACAAAUGCAGAUUUUUAUUUUCGGUGUGCUCUAGGAACUCUGUAGCCGAAUUUACAUAGUAACACUCAUCUGCUGACAGCCUUUGCUCUCCAUUUUGACAUUACAAAGGAAAAGAAAACCGAGCUAGAGAUACCUCAAAGAUGAAUCAAUUUUGAUUUUGUUCACAAAACAAAACUGAGAUACCAAUUGGCUAUUAAUUUGCUUACUUUUUUUCUGAUUUCAAGUCACUUUGGGGAAUCCUGUAAUUUAGUUGUAACAUAGCAAAUGAAAAAAAAUUUUUAAAAAUGUUAAGUAGUUGCAAAGUGUUUUGCACUGUUGAACUAAGUAACUGUGUAAAUCUGUGCAAAGGUACGUAUGUUUAUCUUACUCUUCCUAUAAAAUAAGAGAACAUUACAGUUUCAGAACUUAGCAUGGGACAUAGACAGUGUUUGAAGUGCCAACUUCACCAAGUAAUGCAUGUUUUAUUAUAAAUAAAAUUCUAGCUUGGACAGGCGUUAUUAUGUGUUGAACAGUAUGCUUCAGGAGUGAAUUUUAAAAUAGUCUCUUGAAGCUCUGGUCAUGGAAAAUAACCAUUCUUUUCAUUGACAUUCUCUUACUCAAAUGCCCCAUCCACCAGGAAAAGGAUUAUAAGUGGUGUGCAACCCCCCACCCAAAAAAAAAAAAAAAAAACAAUAAAAACUCCAGUGGCACUCUUGCUAGGUGUCCUACCUGCCUGCACCAACCAAAGACUCACCCCAGCACCACCCAGGAACUGCCUGGCCAAUGCCCUCGCCCUGAUUGACUUCACUCUGGGCAGAGCAGACUUUUAAUGAAUCACAGGCUUUAAUGAACUCCAUCCCAGUUUCGUUCCAAAGGUCAAAAUGGAGACAUUUGCUGUCCAGUCAUCCAGCUUAGCAAGGGAGCUGCUUUUUAUCCCUGGGAAUCCCUGCAAAUGUUCAAAGUUAGUCCUAUGGGACUGGGCAGGGGCGAGGGGAGGCAAUUUCCUCUGUGUAGCUGGUCAGGAAUCUUUUUUUUUUUUCCUUUCCUUUCUGAACUCUAUUCCUUCUCACUGGAGUGUUCAUUUGCCUCUUUUUUAUUCUUUGCGAUGCUUGUAGGUGGUUUGGGGUGUGCUAUUGUGCUGGGCCUACGCAGUGAACAGGUGUGUGGAGUUAACCAGAAAUAACACUGAGAACUAGCUUUGAAUAAUCAUUUCUCCCUUUGUACAUGACCUGCUGAAUUUCGGUACAGUGUUUUUGUAGCUAACUUAUUUUGUCAUGCACAUAAUGUAUAUUUGUUAUGCACUACUUUUGUAUAUCUUGUUUUUCCAACAGUGAACAUUUUUAGGCACACUUUUCACUGACGGGAUAUCUCUUUAUGCAAUACCUCAAUUUUUCAUAUUGCAAAGAGUAGCUUUUUGUACUUUUAUUACUGAGAGAUCUUCAUAUACUUCAUUUUUUAAUAUAAAUAAUUUUAAUAAAUUUUAUUUUCUUAUAUUCUGCUUUUUAUACAUUUCAGUGCUCUGCAUACAUUUUAAAUUAUGGAUGUCGUGCACUGGCAAUGCUAUUUUAGGAUCUGCAGAGAAGAGAAAGCAUGUUGCUUCAUUCUUCCCCAGCACCACUCUCGGUGUCCCUAGCAUUUAAGAAAUAGUCUUAUGUGAAGUCACAAAUUAAUGAGGAAAAAACAAAUUCACAUGAAAAUGACAGAUAACACUGUACUUCCUAAGCAAAAGCAAAAUACACACAUACACAUACACAUACACACACACACACACACACACACACAGAAAACCAAGGGAAAAAUGCAUAAUAAGCCUAGGGUAGAAAUUUAAAAGAACAAAAUUAUCUACAGCUUCUUACUAGGUUUUUAAAAUGAUUCAUAAUGCAGACAUUUUUGGUGAAUGUUUAGCCAUUUUUAAUAUUAAUAAAUUGAUGUUAAGUGUUUAAUUUCAAGAUGUCUGCCCUUUUAAAUUAUAUAGAAAGAAAAAAAAAAGCCUGCCGUGGGACAGGUGUGUGAUGUUAGUAUGCAUGACUAAUGUAAGAAAUUGUUAUUCUACUAAUAUUUACUCGUGAUUGUGUGGCAAGCGUGUUUACAGAUUAUUUGAUUACACUUCAAUUUACAGGGCAUAAACAAUUAUUAUCUAUUACUCUGAACUUUGAUUGAUUACAUGUCCUUCAAAUUACAUGGGAUUAUUGUGGGGAGUUACCAUGUAACUCCAAACAUAAGUAACAUGUAAUUAGUUUACAGAUUUUAGGGUAUCACUUCAAUUUCCCAAGCAUGUGGUUCGAGCACACUAGCAUGGCACUAGCCAUGUACUUACAAUGUAGUUACAGAGUAAUUACAUGGUUAUUUUUGCAAUGUAAAAUAAAGUGUUUCUGAUUAUUUUCUAUGUAAAAGAGCCCUUUCCUCUUCCUUCCUUCCUUCCUUCUGCCCUCCCAACCCCUGCUUUGGUAUAAUAUAUAUACUUCUCCAUACACAGAGCUCUGCAGAAUGCAAAUAAAACUUGCAGUGAAUGAAUUUCGCAUUUUAUGAGAGUGCUGUUGGAAAGACUUGAUUGAUAAUUCACCCCUUUUGUUUCGAAGAGUUGAAUCUUCUGUUCAAAGGUGAUUUAAAACUUGAAUGUGAUGAAUUGUGGCAAGUUAACUUCAAGUUAUGUGCAAUACUUAUUUUAAACUUUUGAAAGAUCUUUGCAGUGUGAUUCUUUGUUUUUAAUUGCAGACAUUUAAAAAUGUCAUUUUCUACUGUUAAGAGUAAUCCUCUUUCUUGCUGGUGUUUCUAAAGAAAUGAAUCAGAAAUCAAUCUUUCUACUAAUGUAAAUUUGAGAUUAUUUUUAAAAAUGGAAUAAAAGAGGUUUUGGUCAUUUGCUUUAUUUUAUUAUCUUAUUUUAAAGCUACUGUGAUUGAUAGCAUUGUAAGAAUUGGGACAAUAUUGUAUUCAACUGUUUAUUUUUUAUAUUUUUAAAAUUUAAAGUAUAAUUAGUUUUUAUAAUUUUCAUCAGAUUUUUGUUAUAUUUUUUGGAAGUGAAACUUUUAGCCAGUGGAUGUCUAGUUUCUACUAAUCCCUAAUGUUUUUUUCCCCAGUGUAUUGCUCAUAUUAUCAGAAGGAAAAGUUAUUUAAGUUUGUCAGUUAAUUGUACUACUUGGCUGAAUUUCCAUAUAGUUUUUACUGUGUAUGGGGAGGUUGUAGUAUUUAUUAUAGCAUUUUAAAUAAGGGUAACUCAUUUUUUAUUAAAGUCAUUUUCACCUUAAGUUCCUAUUUUUGUAUGUUCUACUCUUAAGUUAUAUAACACAGUUCCUUUUUUAAAAGAGUUCAUUUGUUGAAGUGCUAGUGGAAAAUUAAUGUUAUUAAAUAGUUUGCAAAUGACUAUUUAUACCAGUAUGCAUAUAAUUUUUAAAUAUUUGUAAUGUGAGAUGUUGAAUGAAUAAAACUUUUAACUCUG
Molecule: messenger RNA, 6643 nt
Organism: Suncus etruscus (white-toothed pygmy shrew)
Lineage: Eukaryota; Metazoa; Chordata; Mammalia; Eulipotyphla; Soricidae
Gene: CPEB4
Product: cytoplasmic polyadenylation element binding protein 4
Exons: 10
Coding region: 65-2254 (729 amino acids)
Biological process (GO): negative regulation of cytoplasmic translation
Cellular component (GO): synapse; neuron projection; nucleus
Molecular function (GO): mRNA 3'-UTR binding; mRNA regulatory element binding translation repressor activity; translation factor activity, RNA binding
Source: RefSeq, a predicted model, not a curated record